This is a messenger RNA of Lineus longissimus, 1805 nucleotides long. Its product is annotated as AFG1-like ATPase. NCBI's taxonomy places the organism in Eukaryota, Metazoa, Nemertea, Pilidiophora, Heteronemertea, Lineidae. Bases 53 to 1441 code for a protein of 462 amino acids. Gene Ontology annotation, molecular function: ATP binding; ATP hydrolysis activity. The record is from RefSeq and is a predicted model, not a curated record. Gene Ontology annotation, cellular component: cytoplasm; mitochondrion. The transcript is spliced from 12 exons.
UAUGUCGUAAAAGCACAAUGAAUGACGUUUUUCGCAACAGGUUCCUGAGGACAUGGAGUUUUGCAAACAAAUUUGUGACAAAUAUCGAAAAAUUCGGCCCUACAGCCAUCGAAUGAUGUGUACAUUGGGUUCCGACCAGGCUACAACUGUCCUCGCACCUACUUUGGCAAUUAAUCGACCAGAAAGAAUUAAGAAGUCUGUCCUUGAAGCUUACUUAGAAAAGGUCCAAAAUGGAGAGUUGGCAAAAGAUGACCACCAGGAGGGGAUUGUGAAGCACUUAGAUGCUUUAAACAGGAAAGUUGAAAAAUAUGAACCUCCAGAGAAAACAGGAUUUUUUGGCAAGCUUCUUGGACUUGAGAGGAAAAUCAGAACACCCAAAGGCCUCUAUCUACAUGGGAGUGUUGGAACUGGAAAAACUAUGCUGAUGGACUUCUUCUUCGAACACUGUGAGGUGAAAAAAAAGAGAAGGACUCACUUCCAUACAUUCAUGACAGAUGUGCACAAAAGAAUGCACAAAGUCAGGGCAUCAGUUCCUCGGCAGUAUAAUGUAAGAAGGCCUAAAGCCUUCAAUCCCAUCCCGCCAGUUGCAGAGGAAAUCAGUUCAGAGACCUGGCUUCUCUGUUUCGAUGAGUUUCAGGUUACUGACAUAGCAGAUGCAAUGAUUCUGAAACUGCUUUUUUCUGAACUCUUCAAGCAUGGCAUUGUUGUCAUAGCAACUUCUAAUCGACAUCCUGAUGAUCUGUACAAGAAUGGCUUACAACGAAUCAACUUCCUGCCAUUUGUAGAUAUAUUAAAGAAACACUGCCAUGUUCACCCUCUCAAUUCAGGAAUUGACUAUAGGAGACUAGUCUUGCCAUCGGAGGGACGUGUCUAUUUCAUAAACUCGGUGGAAAAUGUUGACGACAAGUUUGAUGAUGUUUUCAAAUAUCUUGCUGAACAGACAGGCCAAAAAAUAAAGCCAAAGAAGUUGGAGUAUUGGGGAAGGUCAUUAACAUUUGCUGUCACUUGUGGCAAAAUAUUGCAAACUACUUUUGAGGAUCUUUGCUGCCAGCCCCUGGGACCUAUUGAUUUUGUGGAAAUCUGUAAAGCAUUUGACAUUGUGAUGGUUCGAGAUAUUCCUCAACUGAGCUUGGACAAGAAAUCUGAGGCCAGGAGAUUUAUAACUCUCAUUGACAACUUAUAUGACUAUAAGGUUCGUUUUGUGUGUACAGCAGCAGGUUCGCCAGGAGAGCUCUUCUGUAAAAAGACGGAAAAUGAUGAAAGUGGUAACAUGAUGCUGAUGGACGAUUUAGGAAUCACAAAGAAUGACCCAAGGGCCAACGCAAGUAUAUUCACUGGAGAAGAGGAGCUCUUUGCCUUCGAUCGCACGAUAUCACGGCUGAUGGAGAUGCAGACCGAAGAAUACUGGGAUGCUGGACACCGUGAGGAGGCCAAGACGUGAUGUUGGCUUUAAACUAGAAGCAGACAAUGUAUUUUAUCUAUUUAUAGUAUUGGUUAUUUAAUGUUUCGAUGAAGCUAAUCAGUUAAUAGUUAAUGCGUUUUAGGUGGUUUUUGUGAUAGACAAAUCACUUGCAGGGUUCAAAUUGCUAUGGUAAACUUUAACACGAACAAGAAGAAAUAUCGUACGUUAACAACUGAGUGAGUCCUAUUGUCUAGGACAUCCUUUAGCAUAGAUGUGCAAUAUGAUGCACCUGUCUUCCCAUGCGGCCAUAAACAUGCAACAUUUUGUCAAUUUUAGGGAAUUGUUAACUUAAACUUAGAAUUGGUGUCUCUAAAGUUAGUUAAUAAAGGCUUUAUUUUUAUCA